This is a messenger RNA of Ixodes scapularis (black-legged tick), 438 nucleotides long. RefSeq lists its product as uncharacterized. NCBI's taxonomy places the organism in Eukaryota, Metazoa, Arthropoda, Arachnida, Ixodida, Ixodidae. The transcript has 4 exons. Bases 1 to 438 code for a protein of 145 amino acids. The record is from RefSeq and is a predicted model, not a curated record.
AUGAAGCCUGUCGUCGGACAAGCGCUGAAGGACGCACAAAUUGACAACAGCAACAGAUACGUAAUGAUGAGCUUCACGAUGGGCAGUGCUGGUUUCCGUAUGCCAGACGCCUGGACGGCUGGAGUCUCUGACGUACCGGUUGUGCACAGUCUCAUGUUUUACCCGCAGGCGUGCGUCAAGGACAUCGGGCCAGAGAUGAACACAGAUGUGGAAAUGUCUAAGCGCAAGGAAAACUCCACGCUUCACUUCCUUAUCAUGUAUGACGAUCAUCAGCUGUUCAAGAUGAAGGCAGAGACGUUCUACCAAAAGUACCUGGAAGCCAGCGGAUCAGGGAUUGCCGCCUUCGACUUGGAGUACGACGACUUCGCCAACCUGUGUGGUGACGGAAAAUUCAGGCGGCUGAAGGCUAUCAAAGACGUUGUAUGGACCAAAGCCUGA